Alnus glutinosa is the source of this 1046-nucleotide messenger RNA. Its product is annotated as nudix hydrolase 26, chloroplastic. Gene Ontology annotation, biological process: ribose phosphate metabolic process; nucleoside phosphate metabolic process. The transcript is spliced from 6 exons. Gene Ontology annotation, cellular component: chloroplast. Gene Ontology annotation, molecular function: bis(5'-adenosyl)-pentaphosphatase activity; guanosine-3',5'-bis(diphosphate) 3'-diphosphatase activity. NCBI's taxonomy places the organism in Eukaryota, Viridiplantae, Streptophyta, Magnoliopsida, Fagales, Betulaceae. The coding region runs from base 139 to 786 and encodes 215 amino acids. The record is from RefSeq and is a predicted model, not a curated record.
CUCACCAAGGUUUGGGUUUUUUCACCCUCACCAUCUCAAAAUCCAAAUGGCCUUAAUUUAGUAAAUACCAUAUAUCAAGGCGAAGGGUUUUGUGGUAAAAUCGGAACUCCCAGAAAGCGAAGGGUGCGCUUAGGUGAAAUGGCUUUAUGCCGAUUCACAGUCUUUCCCAAGCCUCUUCCUUCAUUCUUCCCAAAUUACCCUCAUAAAUCCCCUGAAUUUAUGCACCUGCCACUCCUGCUUCAAAAGCCUACUCAUAGAGUCUCCUCCUCUGCGUUGCACUCAUCAUCAUCGUCCAUGGAAUCUGCUCCUGAAGGUUAUAGGAGAAACGUUGGCGUUUGUCUCAUCAACCCUUCUAAAAAGAUUUUUGCUGCUUCAAGGCUGGAUAUACCCAAUUCUUGGCAAAUGCCGCAGGGUGGUAUUGAUGAGGGCGAAGAUCCUAGAAGUGCAGUCAUCAGGGAGUUAAGAGAGGAGACAGGAGUUAGUUCAGCAGAAAUUCUUUCAGAGGUACCUUAUUGGUUGACGUAUGACUUCCCUCCUGAAGUCAGGGAAAAGCUUAAACAUCAGUGGGGAUCAGACUGGAAGGGUCAAGCACAGAAGUGGUUUCUUCUUAAAUUCACUGGGAAGGAUGAAGAAAUCAAUCUUCUGGGUGAUGGGACAGAGAAAGCUGAAUUUGGCGAAUGGUCAUGGAUGUCUCCAGAACAAAUAAUUGAGCAUGCAGUGGAUUUUAAGAAGCCUGUUUAUAAGGAAGCAAUGGCAGCUUUUGCUCCAUAUCUUCAGGAAUCUUAGAUUGAAGUUUUGAGCAUCUGGUUGCUUCCAACCAGACCUUUAAUUAACCACCAAUGAGCUACUUCAGUGAAUAAAACUAAUUCAAUGAGUAAUAGUUAUCUGAAUUAUACGUACUGGAUAUCAGCUUGCAUGUCCAAAUGGUUAUAAGAAUGAAAGUUCGACCUUUUUCUUCAAUCCUAGAUGUGAAUUUUCUUGUAAUGACGUUCUUAUGAUUAUUUGUGGUAAUGUCAUGUUUGUGAGAAUAUAUUUCUCUUCAUCCU